CAAGCCAUAUGUUGGUCUAUCAUCAUUAUUCGAGCAUAUGGUGUAUUUUCGCUGCUGAAUCCGAAUCUUUUGGAUCAUCAACUCACAAGAAUCACCAGACAGAGAAGAGAAAAAGCUAAGGGUCUAGAAUGGAAAACACCAUAAACAUUGAAAUUGCAGAACAAGGCUCUCCUGAAGUUCCAUCACUGAUUAAAUAUAUAUCAUCAAGUGAAGUUGCUGGCUUUGAUACUGCUGACCCUCAAAUUCCUAGCCCAUCUUCCAAAGGAGUUGAAGCAGCCUCACCCGUAAGACAACAUGAUGAACCUGUAGUCAUCAAUCAUGAAAGGAAGUAUUCUAUCAGCAUGCCACUCUCUUCUGAAGAAGUUCAGCUACAACCACUGAACACUAAAACAAAUGUUAUUCCCAUUUCCUCUUCUCAAUCAGGAACUAAAGGUUCUAAGCAUCCACAAGAAUCAAGAUGUUACUCUCAACCAAUGCAAAAGGACCAAAUAUACCAAGAAGCAGUUAAUGGUGACAAAGUAAACAACCACCAUCCUGGCAUCAAAGCAUUCAAGGAUAAGAGAUUUGACUCUUUCAAAACAUGGUCAGGGACACUUGAGAGACAAUUAUCAGUUCUACGUGGAAAGUCACCCAGAGAAAACGCACAAGAUGGCAAUAACAAUGGGAGCACUGAUAGGCCUUUACCUGUUGAUCGCUAUUUCGAUGCAUUGGAAGGUCCAGAGUUAGAAACUCUAAGGGCUUCAGAAGAGACAGUGCUUCCACAAGACAGGCAAUGGCCAUUCCUCCUUCGGUUUCCUAUUUCAUCAUUUGGUAUUUGCCUUGGAGUUAGCAGCCAAGCAAUUCUUUGGAAAGCACUGGCCACAUCACCUUCCACUCGUUUUCUUCACAUAAGCCUCAAAGUCAACUUAAUCUUAUGGUUCAUAUCCAUUGCUCUUAUUGUCACUGUUUUCACAAUCUAUCUCCUUAAAAUCCUUCUCUACUUUGAAGCAGUUCGUCGUGAGUAUUACCAUCCAAUCCGUGUUAACUUCUUCUUUGCACCAUGGAUUGCACUCUUGUUCUUAGCUCUUGGAGUUCCUCCUUCAGUUACCAAAAAUUUGCAUCAUACACUUUGGUACAUUCUAAUGAUACCAAUAUUUUGCCUUGAGCUUAAGAUAUAUGGACAGUGGAUGUCUGGGGGUCAAAGGAGGCUCUCAAAGGUGGCUAAUCCUUCCAAUCAUUUAUCAAUUGUUGGGAAUUUUGUGGGGGCCUUACUUGGGGCAUCUAUGGGCCUAAAAGAAGGGCCCAUUUUCUUCUUUGCUGUUGGGCUGGCCCAUUACACAGUCAUGUUUGUGACCCUUUACCAAAGACUUCCAACAAAUGAGACCCUCCCAAAAGAGCUCCAUCCUGUUUUCUUUCUGUUUGUUGCAGCACCUAGUGUUGCCUCCAUGGCUUGGGCUAACAUUCAGGGUUCUUUUGAUUAUGGAUCACGGAUUGCCUAUUUCAUUGCCCUGUUCCUUUAUUUCUCUCUGGCAGUACGGAUCAAUUUUUUCAGAGGAUUCACUUUCUCACUUGCAUGGUGGGCCUAUACAUUUCCAAUGACUGGUGCAGCAAUUGCAACCUUAAGAUACUCAAAUCAGGUCACAAAUGUCGUUACCAAGACACUUUGUGUUAUACUAUGUCUUAUCUCGACACUCGUAGUGACAGCACUGCUUGUAUCAACUAUUUUACAUGCCUUUGUCUUCAAAGACCUCUUCCCCAAUGACCUUGCCAUUGCCAUAAGUUAUAGAAAGAGAAAACCACAAAAGAAAUGGCUAGGUCUUAGAUACAGAAGCCAUGAUUCCAAUGAGAUUGAAAAUUACUUGAAAUUUGUGAACACAGAUAAAAUUGAUUUAGAAGCUUCUACCCAACUUCCAACCUCAAAUGGCACAGAGGAUUCACAAUCUACGUGAGAAUAGUUGUAAUUAUAGUACUGUGUCCCUCAAAAGACAAGAAAAAAUGUUGGUGGGUUGGGUGAUAAAUCUACGUCAGUCAAACAUGUGAGGAGCAAAAGUAGGAGUUUUCACUGUUCCAGUGAUCAUGUAUUCUAGAAUAUGAAGGUUUGUGUAGAAAAUCAGUUUUGAGUAUAAACAGUUCCCAACUUUAUGUUUUGUAAAAUAAGCGAGUUGUUGUGAUAUAUCUGAGGAAACAGCAUCACAGAGACAAAUUGAAAUCGCUUGUGUAUUUUUUU
Molecule: messenger RNA, 2206 nt
Organism: Abrus precatorius (Indian licorice)
Lineage: Eukaryota; Viridiplantae; Streptophyta; Magnoliopsida; Fabales; Fabaceae
Product: S-type anion channel SLAH3
Exons: 6
Coding region: 129-1928 (599 amino acids)
Biological process (GO): intracellular monoatomic ion homeostasis; transmembrane transport
Cellular component (GO): membrane
Molecular function (GO): voltage-gated monoatomic anion channel activity
Source: RefSeq, a predicted model, not a curated record